AUGGAGAACGGAACUGCUUCUCAAGGUGAAGGAAGAGAUCCCUCGGGAUUCCUGGCUGAGAUCAUCGGAAAUCCAGUCACAGUCAAGCUCAAUUCGGGCGUUGUUUAUAAGGGAGAACUGCAAUCUGUUGAUGGCUACAUGAAUAUUGCCUUGGAAAAGACGGAGGAAUAUGUCGAUGGGGUAAAGCGCAGGACGUAUGGAGAUGCGUUUGUGCGAGGAAACAACGUCAUGUACAUCUCAGCCGACUCAUGA
This is a messenger RNA of Pseudomassariella vexata, 252 nucleotides long. RefSeq lists its product as uncharacterized. The transcript is spliced from 3 exons. Gene Ontology annotation, biological process: maturation of SSU-rRNA; mRNA splicing, via spliceosome. The record is from RefSeq and is a predicted model, not a curated record. Gene Ontology annotation, cellular component: P-body; nucleolus; sno(s)RNA-containing ribonucleoprotein complex. Lineage: Eukaryota; Fungi; Ascomycota; Sordariomycetes; Amphisphaeriales; Pseudomassariaceae. Gene Ontology annotation, molecular function: RNA binding. Bases 1 to 252 code for a protein of 83 amino acids.